CGAUAGGAUUUGGAAGAAGAUUUGGCAGCAGAACAUGAUCAUCUAUCGACUGGAGUCCAAGAUAAGGGAAUUAUGGCAAGUCAUCAAAAGUUUAAUCAUGCAGUACACGCAAUUGAUUCUCUGUAGUCAACAUGAUUCCAACAAUCUGGACAUUUGUUGUUCUGUAGAGCAUGCUGUGGAAGAGAAAGAUGAGUUUUUAACACCGGCAAAUGAGGAAAAGUCAAAUGUAUCAUCUGAACCUAUUGUUGAUGCUGAAAGCAAGGGAGAUGACGCAUCUGAGAAUGCUGAGGAACUGUCAAAGGAAGAGUUGGGUCAACAUGUUGCUUCUCGUCGGACAGGGGAGAAGACAGAGAAGGAAAGCGGGGAAGACUUUGCAAGAGAUAAUAAUAAUGAGGAACAAAGUAGGGAGAUCCCAAAAGACAUGCGUGAUGGUAUUGAUGAUAUAUAUGCGUUAGAAACUGCUGACAGCGAAAAGAAUGAGUAUGAUAACGUGGAAGAUGCGUUUGAUGAAGAUUCUGCAGUGAACGAUCAUUAUGAUUUCAGUUCUCAUUACAAAGAUGGAUCAGAUAGUGACUCAGACGAUGAAUUAGACUCUGAAGACUAUAAUUUGCUCGAGGAAGCGAAGAGGGUGACUGAAGCAGCUCACAGAACAAGAACUAAAUUAAGUGUGCAUCCUUAUUUUAAGUUGCCGUUUCCCCUCCAAAACCUCCGGCGUGCAGCUGCUAGUAGGAGAACGAAACUCUUGUUCCUUCCAAGUGGACUGUUAAAAAGGGGCCGAAAUCAGUCUCGAUAUGAGCAAAGGAAGAAAUUUAUUUCAUGGACGAUUGAAUGGCACUUUCACUCGACAAAUGUGGUAUUAUGUGACCAUGGAAUACAUGAGGACAUGACCCUUCAUCUUGAUGCAGAGGAAGUCUCGUCUGAGGAGACUGUUUCGGGUCAUCCCGAGAGUGACACUGAUCCGUAAAUUCAAGGCAGGGGAGUGACAAUCUAUGGAAAUCACAAUUCUUUCAUGGGACUGGAAGCGUUAGAGUGCUUUGCAGAUGGCGGCAUAAAUUCUUUUCUUGUAGACUUUGAGCAUUGACAGUGAGCAAUGGAAACACAAAGAUAGGGACGAUUAGACAAAUUAGGACACCUCUGUGUAAAGCUUUUGUUAUAGAAAAUGAGAUUAUAGUGUUAGUUGAUGUACAUUCGUCUUACUCAAAUGUUGUAGGUGCUAGAUUAGCAUAAAGAUGAGUUAGUGCGGGCAUUUAACCAAAGUGAGGUUGCUGAGUGGCUCUGUCCAAUACAUCACCCUUAGAUCAAGUCAACUGGUGCAUUUACCUUCCUUUUCUUCGCUUGCCUUGUUCUAUCUCUCCAAGCUUUUA
Messenger RNA from Eucalyptus grandis, 1364 nucleotides. Its product is annotated as glucosidase 2 subunit beta-like. The transcript has 5 exons. Gene Ontology annotation, cellular component: nucleus; pre-snoRNP complex. The record is from RefSeq and is a predicted model, not a curated record. Bases 35 to 964 code for a protein of 309 amino acids. Lineage: Eukaryota; Viridiplantae; Streptophyta; Magnoliopsida; Myrtales; Myrtaceae. Gene Ontology annotation, biological process: box C/D snoRNP assembly; maturation of LSU-rRNA from tricistronic rRNA transcript (SSU-rRNA, 5.8S rRNA, LSU-rRNA); snoRNA localization.